AAAGAAAAUAAAUUACUCUCCAACCAAAAAAUUGCAUUGUAUAUGUCUCUUGGUGGAGGAAUGCUUGUCACCAACUCCUUUUUUUUCUACUCUCUCUCACAGCUUCUUUAAAACUCUUUAUCAGAGUAAAAAGAGAAAUCCAGAGCUUGUAACCUCAAGGAGUGAGAAAGAGAUAGCUCUGUUUCUUUCUGGGUAAAUGGACAUGCACAGAUGUAAGCUCUGCUUCAAGAGCUUCUCUAAUGGAAGAGCUUUGGGUGGUCACAUGAGGUCUCAUAUGUUGAAUCUGCCAUUUCCUCCAAAACCAGAAAAAGAAAAAGAACAACACCCACCCAUUCAACCCAGUGAAGACACUAGGUCAGCUUCUUUUUCGGAGGAAGAAGCAGAAGAAGAGGAAGAAGAUAAGAGUCUUUGUUAUGGGUUGAGAGAGAAUCCCAAGAGAAGUAUUCGAUUGGUAGAUCCUGAGUUCUCUUUUGCUGCCGAUGCUGCCUCUGUUCUUCAAGAUAGAGAAAGCGAGACUGAGUCCUCCAAGAACCCAACUCGAAGACGAUCUAAACGGACUCGAAAACUUUUAGAACACCCAUAUCAACAGCAUAGACAAGAGCAAGAGAGCAAUAUAAAGAAGAUUAAUUUUAGCAAAUUUAGUAAGACCGAAUCAUGGGCUGAGGCUGAACCAGUGAGUUCAAUCUCUGAUACAACAGCAGAGGAAGAUGUAGCUUUCUGUCUUAUGAUGCUUUCAAGGGACAAAUGGAAGAAAAUGGAACAAAAAGAACAAGAUGAGGAAGCAGAAGAUGAGAAGUCCAUUGAGGAAACAGAUGAAUCAGAUGAGUUCAAAUCUUGCAAGACAAGAACUCGCGGAAAGUACAGGUGUGACACAUGCAAGAAAGUAUUUAAAUCUUAUCAAGCUUUGGGUGGACACAGGGCAAGUCACAAGAAGCUCAAAGUUUAUACACCAUCUAAAGAAUCAAACUUGGAGUCAUCUAAUGUAGGAACUUCAAGUUCUAUGGCAGAGAAAAAAAUUCAUGAAUGUCCAUAUUGUUUCAGAGUAUUUUCAUCUGGACAAGCUCUGGGCGGUCACAAGAGAUCGCAUUUAACUGGUGUAGCUGCAACUCCUGCUAGAAGUUCUUCAAAGAUCGAAGACAACUUGAAUUUAAUAGAUCUUAAUCUCCCAGCUCCAAUUGAUGAUGAUGAUCUUAGCCAAAUCGAGCUAUCUGCGGUAUCCGAUGCAGAAUUUGUCAACCACAUCAAGAGGUGAGUGUUUCCUUAAUCUGCAAAGAUAUUCGAAAAAGAAGGUUGGAUCCAAAAGUAAAAAUCUUUUGGCUACUUUUGCGUUUUGGGAUCUAAAAUCAUGCGAAUUUGUUAGUUUUAAUUGAGUUUUAUGGUUCCUGUUAAUUUAUCUAGACUAUUUAUCGGUUCAAAUUCUAACAGUAAUUCAUUUCUUA
Messenger RNA from Hevea brasiliensis (rubber tree), 1439 nucleotides. RefSeq names its product zinc finger protein ZAT9-like. Bases 197 to 1252 code for a protein of 351 amino acids. Gene Ontology annotation, biological process: regulation of DNA-templated transcription. The transcript has a single exon. Lineage: Eukaryota; Viridiplantae; Streptophyta; Magnoliopsida; Malpighiales; Euphorbiaceae. The record is from RefSeq and is a predicted model, not a curated record.